This is a messenger RNA of Gossypium raimondii (Peruvian cotton), 2417 nucleotides long. Its product is annotated as heterogeneous nuclear ribonucleoprotein 1. The record is from RefSeq and is a predicted model, not a curated record. Gene Ontology annotation, molecular function: RNA binding. The transcript has 4 exons. NCBI's taxonomy places the organism in Eukaryota, Viridiplantae, Streptophyta, Magnoliopsida, Malvales, Malvaceae. Bases 423 to 1865 code for a protein of 480 amino acids.
UCCAUAUAUAUAUUCUCUCUUUCUUCCUCUACCUCUCUCCUCAAAUUCCAUUUCUUUUGAUUUAAUUAAGAGGAGUGGAAUAACCAAGAAAGAUAUAGAAAAGAAACAGAGGAGGAGGAGAGAGAGAGAGAGAGAGAGAGAGAGAGAGAGAGAGAGAGAGAGGAGAGACAAAGCUUUUUUUUUUUUUAAAGAUAUAUAAAAAAUAUGAAGAGCAAAACCUCCUCUUCUGUUUCCAUUGUCAUCGUUUCUCAUCUCAGAUCUUAAUUUUCCUCCCAUUUUCUCAUCUGGGUCAUUUCCAAGAUGGAAUUUUGGGUUGUUUUCUGAUUGGUGCAUGAAGUCUUCAGAUGAUCCUAGAUUGGAUUUGACAAUUACCAACUCUGUCUCCGAUCAGAUUCUGUCUGUAAUUCAUAUCUAAAGAUAAGAUGGAAUCAGAUCUUGGUAAACUCUUCAUUGGUGGGAUAUCUUGGGACACUGAUGAGGAACGUCUCAAGGAGUAUUUCAGGAAAUAUGGAGAAGUGGUGGAAGCAAUGAUCAUGAGAGAUCGGUUUACUGGUCGUGCCCGUGGAUUCGGUUUCAUUGUCUUUGCUGAUCCUGCUGUUGCUGAGAGGGUAAUUAUGGAUAAGCAUAUGAUUGAUGGCCGCACGGUUGAGGCGAAGAAGGCUGUUCCUAGGGAUGAUCAAAACAUUUUAAACAGGAACAUGAGUAGCAUCACUGCGUCUCCAGUUCCUGGACGCACUAAAAAGAUUUUUGUUGGAGGUUUAGCCUCUUCGGUCACCGAGACUGACUUUAAGAACUACUUUGAUCAGUUUGGUACAAUUACAGAUGUUGUGGUGAUGUAUGAUCAUAAUACGCAAAGGCCAAGAGGGUUUGGUUUCAUCACUUAUGAUUCAGAGGAUGCGGUAGAUAGAGUUCUACAUAAAACAUUCCAUGAACUCAAAGGGAAAUUGGUUGAGGUCAAGAGGGCAGUUCCUAAAGAACUAUCUCCAGGCCCUGCCCGCAGCCCUGUGAUUGGAUAUAAUUAUGGUUUGAGUAGGACUGCCAACUUUCUCAAUAGUUAUGCUCAGGGAUAUAAUCUUAGCCCACUAGCCGACUUAGGAGUUAGGAUGGAUGGUAGGUUUAAUCCUCUUGCUUCUGGUCGAACUGGGUUUCCUCCAUUUAAUAACCCUGGCUAUGGAAUAGGUAUGGACAUGGAACCCGGAAUGAACCCAAACUUUGGCGGGAGUUCUAACUUUGGCAACAAUCUUGGAUAUGGACGGUUAAUUAGCCCCUAUUAUGGUGGGAUUUCAAACAGGUAUAAUACUCCUAUUGGCUAUGGUGUUGGAAGUGGAAGAAAUGAUUCUAAUUUAAGCUCUGGUACUCGGGAUAUCUGGGGAAAUGGAAGCCUUAGCAAUGCCACAAAUGCCGCCAGCCCUGGUGGGUUCUUGGGGACUGGAAGGGGGAGUUUUGGUCCUUUAGGAAAUAGUGGGGUUAAUUGGAGCCCUUCUCCUCCCAUUCAAAGUGGAGGAAAUGCCCCUGGCUAUACUGGUGGGACUGCUGGUUUUGGGAGUGCCGAUGACAACUAUGGUUUGGGUGGGGGAGGACAUGGAAGAAACGGUGGCACUGUCACAGCUCCAACAUCUUCUUUUGCUGGGCCAACCGUUAAUUUUAAGGGGUCCUAUGGGGAUCUUUACCGUAGUGGUUCAGUUUAUGGUGAUUCAACUUGGCAGUCCACAACUGCUGACUUGGAUGGUUCUAGCUCAUUCAGUUAUGGGAUUGGGAGUGUGUCCGUAGAUGGUACUGCAGGAUCCUCCGAGGAUUAUGUUGGAAGCUACGGUGUUGCUAGUAGACAGUCGAGUAGAGGUAAUAUUCUGUUUAAGCAGUCCUGAGACUCGAGACUCGAAUGCCAGCUUGCUGCAUGUGUUUAAUUAGUCUCUUUGGUUUCUUAUCCAGGAAUUGCUGCCUAGGGGGGGGGGGGGGACUGUGAUUUGGAUAUCAGAAGUCAUGAAGUAGGGUGAAUAAACAGGUGAAGGAUUUGUGAAUUCGAUAUACAACUGCCUUAUUACAAUGUCAGCUUACAAGGAAAUUGAUGUUAUAACACUAAUGAGGGAUAUUGAUUUGAGAGUGAGCAGUUACAAGGGGAGGUUUUGUGUAAGGUUUGAGAUUCGAUUUGUUUGUUUGUUUGUUUGUUUGUUUUGUUUAUGGUAAUAGUGAAAAUGUAGGUUGGUGAGUGAGGUGUACAAUCAGAUUGCGGGACAUAUACUCCGGGAGGCGUCUGCGGCAAAGGCGCGCCAGUAGUGGUACAUCAAACAAUAGGGUACUAAAUUUUUUUCUUUUUCCAUUUUUAUUUUGGGAAGCUGGUUCUUGUCCUGAUAAUUGUUGCCUAUCAUCUGGGAUUGUUUUGGUCUCAGAUUGUAAGGAGUUGUUUCAGUUCCAAUUUA